This is a messenger RNA of Austrofundulus limnaeus, 2524 nucleotides long. RefSeq names its product GTP binding protein 3, mitochondrial (gene gtpbp3). Gene Ontology annotation, molecular function: GTPase activity; protein binding; GTP binding. Gene Ontology annotation, biological process: tRNA methylation; tRNA wobble uridine modification. The transcript is spliced from 11 exons. Lineage: Eukaryota; Metazoa; Chordata; Actinopteri; Cyprinodontiformes; Rivulidae. The coding region runs from base 268 to 1809 and encodes 513 amino acids. The record is from RefSeq and is a predicted model, not a curated record. Gene Ontology annotation, cellular component: cytoplasm; mitochondrion.
GACUGUCGCUGAACAAAUGAGAUGUCGGGAAAUACUAGCGAGUUAAAAAAAGAAGAAGGAAAAAAUAAGAAACCAUGCGGAGUCUAACAGGAAAGGUUAAAUAGCUAUCAGUUUACAAUCCGCUAAAGAUAAUUUAUAACAGUUUCAUACGACGAGAGGCGGUCUGUAUUUAUCUGCUAACAUUAGCCUACGUUCCAAGUUCUCACAAACUAUCAGACAGAGGAAAAAACAGAUGACAGGUUAUAACCUAGACCGGCUUUUUCUGAAAUGAUGCUUCCACUUCCAUCUGUUUAUCGUGGAAUAUUCAGAACUGCGAUUCGCAAACUUAAGUCAAGUAGAAACCCCUCUCUCCACCGGCUCCUGUCUGAUUGUGAUGGAGUUCAGACUGGGCUGGCGGAUGCUGACACCAUCUUUGCGUUGUCRUCAGGCCAUGGCAGGUGUGGGGUGGCCGUCGUACGUGUCAGUGGUCCUGCCUCAGCGACAGCCUUAAGGCGUAUGGUAGGGUUCACACACCGCCUGCCUCCUCCACGAACUGCCCUGUUACGCAGCAUCACAGACCCCUGCUCCAAAGAAGUACUGGACCGUGGACUUGUCCUGUGGUUUCCAGCUCCUCACAGUUUCACAGGAGAAGACAGUGUAGAGUUCCACAUCCAUGGUGGUCCUGCUGUUACUGCUGCUGUUCUACAUGCUCUGGGAAGCGUGCCUGGCACGAGGCCUGCUGGAGCUGGGGAGUUCACGCGGAGGGCUUUUCAGGCAGGGAAGCUUGAUUUAACAGAGGUGGAGGGUCUCGGGGACCUGAUCCACGCAGAGACAGAGGCUCAGAGGAGACAGGCUCUGCGACAGAUGUCAGGAGAUCUGGGACGACUUUAUCAGGACUGGAGCCACAGACUGAAGMGAUGUCUAGCCCACGUCGAGGCUUUUAUAGACUUCAGCGAGGAUGAGCUCAUUGAGGACGGGGUCUUAGACCGAGUGGACAGCUGGGUGUGUGGUCUGCAGGCAGAGAUGGAGGAGCACCUGAAAGAUGAGAGGAGAGGGGAGAGGCUUCGCAGCGGCGUCCAGGUGGUCAUCGCAGGAGCCACCAACGCAGGGAAAAGUAGCCUUCUCAACACACUCUGCAACAGACCUGCAGCCAUCGUGUCUCCCAUCGCUGGAACCACCAGAGACGUAGUGGAGACGGCGCUCGACAUCGGGGGCUUCCCUGUCCUCCUGAGCGACACAGCUGGCCUCAGGGACAGCUCAGACCUGGUGGAGCAGGAAGGGGUCCGUCGAGCMCGAGAAAGGGUUCAACAGGCUGAUCUGACUCUGCUGGUUGUGGACUCCACACGUCUUCCGUCUGACGUACAACAAGUUGCAGGUUUCCUCUCAGACCACCUGAAGACUGUGCUGAAACAGCCUGAGACGGAUAAGUGUCUCCUGGUGCUGAAUAAGACUGAUCUGCUGCCUGAGGCUCAAACAGAGAAGCUGAAGCAGGAGCUGAGACGGGUCUCUGGACUUCCUGCUGCGUGUCCCAUCUCCUGUCAGACCAGCGAGGGACUGAAGGACUUCCUCACUGUGCUGAGAAGCAGUGUUCAAACGCUGUGUGGUGACCCCCUGUCUGGUGCCCCCACCCUCACCCAGUCUCGCCACAGGGCCCACCUGCAGCAGUGUGUGGCAGCUCUGGGUCAGUACCAGCGGUACAGAGACUUUGACCUCGCUCUGGCAGCGGAGGGGGUCCGCUUGGCUCUCACCAGCCUGGGCAGGAUCACCGGUCGGGUCGGGGCCGAGGAGAUCCUGGAUAUCAUCUUCAGAGAAUUCUGCAUUGGAAAAUAGAAAACAGAAAGUCCAGGUAAUGAGUGGGCUCAGAGAGGAAGACUACAAUCCGAGCAUCAUUGAGCAAACUGGAAGACAAAGGGCACACGCUUGGCAUCUUGCCUGGCUUCCUUACGCCAUGUGUGCUCUUGGCCGUGGCAACUUCUGAAGCUAAAUGUUUAUUUUGGCCUUUUUUUAUCAGGCUGAAAUAGUUUUCGGAUUAUGACAGUGCCUCAGGGGCCCAAUAUACUGAGCAAGUGUUUGGAAAGUGUUAAGUCAUCGUCUAAAAUGUUUGCUAGGCUCGAGUAUCAUCCCCCAGGGUUGCACGGUUACAGUAAAAACAUUUAACAAUGAGGUCAGCCUCUCUGAGGUCAACCCAGGGAGGUCAGCAGAGGAUAUUUACUUUUACUGCUGAAAGGUGGUUUUUAUUUUUUUGCCGUUUCCUUAAGUGAAGGUGGUAGAGGUGAGGGAGGCUGUGCAGCUUGCUGAUAUUAAGUGAAAAAAUGUCCAAAUUUAAACUCUUAAGUUAAUCGACUAUAAAAUUGAAGAUGUGUUUAGCUCUCGUGAAGUUAAGGAAUAAGAAGUUCUGUCAACAUUUUAUGAUGAUGGAUUAUAUUAAAGAUUACUCCUCACAUGCAAGAAUUACAAAUAAAGAUAAUUGUAUAAUUGUAUGUUUAGAAAUGACAGAGUUGCAUCAGUUUUAGUUAAACCUUGAAAAUAAAGUUGUUUAAAUGUU